AUGCCAGAUAAUACCCGAGAUGAAGCUCCUGCCACUGGAGGCAGAAGAUCGUCUAGACCGAUGCCAUUGCCAGGCUCCCGAGGAGCUCCUAACUUUGACAAGGAAAAACCCAUUGAGCUGUUAAGAUUCAUUGACCAAAUGGAGGACUUGUUCACAGAGCAUGGUAUCGAUGAUGAUCAAGAAAAGAAGAAACAGUUAGGAAGGUAUACGGACCAGAUGACGGAAUUUGAAUGGCGAGCAUUUGACACCUUUGCUCCCGAAAUUGAAUACAAGGAGUUUAAACAGGCGUUGAUCGAUGACUAUCCAGAGGCAAAGAAUGCUGGAAAAGGAACACUAGCAAAUUUGAGAAAAAUUUGUAAUGACCAUCAGCGCAUUGAUAUUGAUGACAUUGUUGCACUUAAAAGCCUCACUAGAGGUUUCCGGGCAGAACAAAAAUUACUCUUGGUGCCACCUGCCUUGGAUGUCUAA
Molecule: messenger RNA, 468 nt
Organism: Laccaria bicolor S238N-H82
Lineage: Eukaryota; Fungi; Basidiomycota; Agaricomycetes; Agaricales; Hydnangiaceae
Exons: 2
Coding region: 1-468 (155 amino acids)
Source: RefSeq, a predicted model, not a curated record